AUGGAUCAGCCUAAUCAAACUAUACCUACUCAAUAUGUCAUGAAUGAAGUUGGUUCAGCAGCAACAACUGAAGUUGUUAGACCAGAAUUAGUUAAUACCCAACCUACAAAGAAGAGGAAAGCUAGUGCAAGUGGUUCUAGGCAAUCAUCUGCUUGUUGGGAGCACUUUAUUAGAUUACCAGAUGACUUAGUUGAUACACCAACUGCAGCUUCUGUAGCAUAUUUGCAUAGAAAAAUAUCAACUAUGAAUGGGAUGAUGGGGGAUGGAAAAUGUUUUCAUAUGAGGUGUGUUGCUCACAUAUUGAAUUUGAUGGUAAAUGAGGGUUUAAAAGAUAAGCAUUUGUCUAUUACUAUUCUUAGGGAUGCUGUUAGAUUUGUCAAGUCCUCACCUCAUAGGGCAACCAAGUUUAAAGAAUGCAUUGAAUUUGCUGGAAUAACUUCCUCAAGCAUCAAAUAUGUCGCGUUCAGGCGUACAGUAGCUAGAGACUGUUUUCAGCUACACUUGGAUGAGAAACAAAAACUAAAAGCCUUCUUUAAGUCCGACUGCAAUAGAGUAGCACUUACUACUGAUUACUGGACUUCUAUCCAAAAUCAAAACUACUUAACCCUUACGGCACACUUUGUGGAUAACGAAUGGAACUAUCAAAAAAGAAUUAUAAGCUUCACAAUUAUUCCAAACCACAAGGGUGACACGAUAGGUAGGAAGAUUGAAGAGGUGUUAAGGGAUUGGGGAAUUAGGAAUGUGUCUACCAUAACUGUUGAUAAUGCAACUUCAAAUGAUGUAGCUGUAGCAUAUUUGCAUAGAAAAAUAUCAACUAUGAAUGGGAUGAUGGGGGAUGAAAAAUGUUUUCAUAUGAGGUGUGUUGCUCACAUAUUGAAUUUGAUGGUAAAUGAGGGUUUAAAAGAUAAGCAUUUGUCUAUUACUAGUGUUAGGGAUGUUGUUAGAUUUGUCAAGUCCUCACCUCAUAGGGCAACCAAGUUUAAAGAAUGCAUUGAAUUUGCUGGAAUAACUUGUAAAAAACUAGUAUGUCUCGAUGUUUCAACUCGUUGGAACGCGACAUAUUUGAUGCUUGAGGCUGCAGAGAAGUUUCAAGCUGCUUUUAAUAAGCUUGAGUAUGAAGAGUCGAUCUAUAUGGAGUUCUUUGGAAAAGGUAGUCCUCCUAGUAGUGAUGAUUGGGACAUUGUUAGAGCUUUUAUCUCUUUUUUAAAGUUAUUCUAUGAAGCAACUAAUGUUUUUUCCACCUCUCAAAGUGUGAGUUUGCAUAGUGCUUUUCACCAAGUGUCUGUGAUCUAUUGUGAGCUAAAGCAAGCUACUAUGAACUUGAAUGGUGUUUUUGCAAGUGUGGGUGGGGACAUGAUGGAAAAGUAUAAUAGAUAUUGGUGGUGUGCUAGUAAGAUGAACAAGUUGAUUUAUUUUGGAAUUAUUUUGGAUCCAAGAUACAAGUUGAGUUAUAUUGAGUGGACUUUUAAGGAUAUGUAUGGAGUUGGAUCUGUGUUUGCUACCGGGUUGAUCAAAUCUAUAAAAGAGAACUUACAAAAAUUGUAUGAUUGGUAUAAGCAAGCUUAUGACCAAAAUCAUAAUAGACAACCUCUUGGUAGUGGUGAAAACAAUGUUUCCAAGGAUGAAACAAUAGUUGGUCGUCCUUCACUAAUGGCUAGAGCCGAUGCUUUUGAGCAACAUUUAAAGGAACAAGAUUCGAUUGAUCAACAAAAUGAGCUUGAGGCUAAAGAUAUUUUUGCCACACCAGUGUCUACGGUUGCAUCAGAAAGUGCCUUCAGUACAGAAGGGAGAGUCUUAGAAACUUAUAGGAGCUCCCUAAAACCUGAAAUGGCAGAGGCAUUAAUUUGCACCCAGAAUUGGUUAAAGUCGUCUUUUACCUAUUUCAAAGACUUGAACCUCAUGGAAGAUUUUGAGCUUUCUGAAGAUAUUAUAGCAGAAUUUGAAGAAAUUUCUUCAUCCGUUAGGUUGUAUGUAAAAGCUCUUGAAGAUGAAGGUAUGGUAUUCUCCAUACUCCCACAUAUAAUGUUAUGGUCUGCCUUAUCGAUAAUGUUAUGGUCUGGCUUAGGUGGAAGUGGCUUAGGUGGAAGUGGAAGCACUUGUCUAUGUGGAAGUAGCAUAAAAACUGUUAUUUUGGAUUGA
Lathyrus oleraceus (garden pea) is the source of this 2139-nucleotide messenger RNA. Its product is annotated as zinc finger BED domain-containing protein RICESLEEPER 2-like. Lineage: Eukaryota; Viridiplantae; Streptophyta; Magnoliopsida; Fabales; Fabaceae. The transcript is spliced from 8 exons. The coding region runs from base 1 to 2139 and encodes 712 amino acids. The record is from RefSeq and is a predicted model, not a curated record. Gene Ontology annotation, molecular function: protein dimerization activity; DNA binding.